Messenger RNA from Pangasianodon hypophthalmus (striped catfish), 1657 nucleotides. Its product is annotated as GTPase IMAP family member 7-like. The coding region runs from base 204 to 1166 and encodes 320 amino acids. Gene Ontology annotation, molecular function: GTP binding. NCBI's taxonomy places the organism in Eukaryota, Metazoa, Chordata, Actinopteri, Siluriformes, Pangasiidae. The transcript is spliced from 2 exons. The record is from RefSeq and is a predicted model, not a curated record.
UAUAAUUUUAUUUUUCCUCAUUGAUAUUAGCCCUUUUCACAGUAAUGUUACUGUGUAUAAUAUAUCUGCGCUCGGGUUCACGCGCUCACACUGUAAUUAAUAUAAACACUAUUGGCCACUUUUGGUCACGGCGACGGUGACGUCACGGGGUCAGAAUUUUCAGCGGAUGCGCGAGCUCAACCGAUACACUGCACCGGUGCUUGAUGCGCGCGAGGGCUAAUGACAUCAUGGCAUCAUCGGAAUGUACCGCUGCUUCUGAAGACAGCGUGUGUGUUGCAGAUCUGCGGAUUGUCCUGUUGGGUCGGACCGGUUCUGGUAAAAGCUCGACAGGAAACACCAUUCUGGGAACGUCCGUGUUUCAGAGAGACAUCUCUCCGCUGUCCAUCACUCAGCAGUGUGUACGGGCCUGUGGCGAGGUGGAGGGGCGGAGCCUGCAGGUGAUUGACACUCCAGGUUUCUUCCACACUUGUAUGUCUUCAGAGGAGGUGUGUGCGGAGGUGGCGCGUGGCUUGAUGGAUCUCUCCGCUCCCGGACCUCACGCGCUUCUGUUAGUCCUGAAACCGGGAAAACUAACGGCGGAAGAGCACAUGACUCUGGAGUGGAUCGGCACCGUUUUGGGUUCGACGGCCCUCAAACACACCGUCCUCGUCCUCACCCACGCUGACCAGCUGCACGACAAACCGGCAGAGAGCUUUCUACAGGAGAGCAAGGAACUCUGGGAAUUCACGCGGUCGUGCGAGGGCAGGAUUCACAUCCUCGAUAACACAAAACAUGAAGAUCGAGCACAAGUGAGUGAGCUGGUACAGAAAAUGGAGGCAAUGGUGGAGAGGAAUGAGGGGAACUGGUAUGUCUGUGAGCGAAGGAUUCUGGGAGAAAAGGAGCAGGUGCAGAAGAGAGAGAGCGGAGAGGAGGAUAAAGAGAGGAGGAAGAAAGCAGAGCGCGAGUUCUGGUGCGAGUUAGUGACUGCCAUGGGGAAGGGAGCGCUGGAGAGCUCCGGAGUUCUGGAGAAAGGGAAAGGGAAGGGGAAGAAAAGCAAAGUGGUGCAGAGGGCGGCGGCUUUAGCAGCCACGCCCCUGUCAGUGACAUCAGCUGCUAAAAUGGUGGGCGGAGCCAUGAGGGAAGGGAGCAAAGUGCUGUACAAACACCGUAAAACACUGCUGCAGUGAACACACACACACACACACACACACACACACAUACACACACACACACACACACACACACCAGCCGGUUUCAUUACCACUCACCACUCCAGCAUCACUCCACGCUGUAGCUGUCACACACAACCGCACACUUCAGGCACGAGUGUGUGUAAGCGGGUCACGCAAGGCGAAGUAGGUGAGGACAUGUUGAAAGCAGGACAGAAAUAAUUAUUAGAUAAAUUCUUACACACAUCUGAUGAAACAUUUAGUGAGAAUUGUGUGAAUAUGGUUCAGAGGAAGUGCAGAGACUGUGUACAGUAGAUCUUCAGCCAUCUUCACUGCUGCUGUUAAUGUGUUUCUCUUCUGAAAGAUUAUUUUAUUCAUCCUCCACAAAAAGGUUUGAGAAGAGUGACAGGGAAUUCUGCCAUCAGCACACACAACACUGCUCCAUAAUUAUUUUAUUUUCUUUCUUUAUAAUGUCUCUAUUUCAUUCCAAAUAAACAAACCCAGUCACA